This is a messenger RNA of Hypanus sabinus (Atlantic stingray), 2504 nucleotides long. Its product is annotated as acyl-coenzyme A amino acid N-acyltransferase 2-like. NCBI's taxonomy places the organism in Eukaryota, Metazoa, Chordata, Chondrichthyes, Myliobatiformes, Dasyatidae. The record is from RefSeq and is a predicted model, not a curated record. Gene Ontology annotation, molecular function: fatty acyl-CoA hydrolase activity. Gene Ontology annotation, biological process: acyl-CoA metabolic process; fatty acid metabolic process. The transcript is spliced from 3 exons. The coding region runs from base 400 to 1734 and encodes 444 amino acids.
UUCUUCCCUUUGGAAUAUUGUGGUAUUAAACAGAGACGCCAAACAUUCCUGUUUUAAAAGGGUUCCGGUCAAGAAAUUUACUUGACCACCCAAUAACCCCGUGAUUGCAUUCCUAUUUUCCACUCUCACUGCCCCAAAUGUCAUUGUCUCGAUCUUCCUCGACUACAAACCCCUACGUUUUAGCCCGAGUGUGAGUAGAUGUCUGCAUUAUUUUGAAGGUGUGGAAGCAAACAAAAAGCUUAACUGUGGUGGAAAAGAAAUCUGAUUGGAGCAUCUGUCACAGCCGCCCCAGCGAUGAAGUCUGCGUUUGAUUAAUUCCUGCCAGUUUUAUGUUGGUUUGGGUUGGGUGAGCGUGCGGUGUAAAGGUCACCGUCGGUUCAGUUGGUUGUCGUGGCGGAGAUGUUGGGGCGGACGGCUUUGCGGCUGUUGCAGGCCCGCUGCGGAGCGUGGCGGUGCCCGGGCCAGAGCGGCAGCCGGCGGCGGCGCGGUGCAGCCACGCUCUCGGUCACGCCGCAGCAGAGCCUGGCGGACGAGCCGGUGUGCAUCCGUGCGGCGGGGCUGUCGCCGCACCAGGAGGUCACGCUGCGAGCCCUGGUGCACACCGAGAGCGAGCAGAUGUUCGACUCUAGCGCCCAGUACCGCGCCGACGAUCGCGGCCUGCUGGACGUCAGCCGCUCCCCCUCUUUGGGCGGCGACUACCUGGGCGUGGUGCCCAUGGGGCUCUUGUGGACCCUUUCUCCCGCUAGUAUGGAGAUGCCCUAUCAGAAGUUAAGGCCCUGCACCAAUCUGACUGGCAGGCCCCUGCGAGUCGACCUGUCCUUGCACUCGGGCCACACGCAGGCCGGAAUGAUCCCUGGGCAGGUCCUGGCCAAGCAGGCUGUCGACAGGUGGUACAGCAAACCCGGAGUCCGCUGGAUUAGGUUAAGGGAAGGCAGGAUAAGAGGCAGUUUGUUUCUGCCUCCAGGGGAUGGUCCUUUUCCUGGAGUGAUAGACCUGUUCGGCGAUGAAGGCGGUUUGACUGAAUUCCGUGCCUGUCUUCUUGCAAGUCGAGGCUUUGCUGCCCUUGCUCUUCCCUACUUUGGGUUUGAGGAUCUACCAAAGACCCUGGUAGAUUUUCAUCUAGAAUAUUUUGAAGAGGCUGCAGAAUAUUUAUGGAAGCAUCCUAAGGUGAAAGGCUCUGGUAUUGGAGUAAUAGGUUCUUCGAAAGGUGCGGAUUUGGCUCUAUCAAUGAUCACGUUUAUACCAAAAGUGAUGGCAUCUGUUUGUAUCUCUGGCUGCAAUGCAAACACUUUAACUGAUCUGCAUUACAAAGAUGUGUAUCUCUCCUGUGUGACUCACAAUUUAGAUGAAAUCAUUCGUUUGGACUCAGGAGUUCUAGAUCUGUCUGGUACAUUUAAUGACCCCAAUGAAAAUCAAAAGAGCAUCAUCCCAUUAGAAAAAGCUGAAGGACACAUCCUGUUUGUGGUAGGAGAAGAUGACAAGAUAUUGAACAGCAAAUUCUUCGCUGAGGAAGCGAUAAAAAGACUGAAUACACAUGGGAAAAAUAACUACAAACUCCUGAGUUACCCAGGAACUGGGCAUCAUAUUGAACCUCCAUGUUCUCCAUAUUGUUUUGCGGUGAUUGACCGCUUCCUUGGGCAUCCAGUACUGACAGGAGGAGAACCAAUACAGCACUGCUACGCCCAAGAAGAUUCCUGGCAAAAGAUUCAAGAGUUCUUGCAUUUACAUUUAUGAUGAAAUGAGCUACAGAUUUAAGAAGAUCCUUUUUAUAAACUUUUAAGUGUUACUGAUCUAAGAAAUUCUUCAGUAUUUCAUGCAAAAAAAACUGUACAGAGUGCAAUCCAAGAACAUCUGAAAUUCUUAUUAUGAGCUACUAAUUACAUUACUGUUGGAAUAUUUUUUGUUCAUAAUUACUUCAUUAAGCAUUCUGUUAAAGCAGUGCUGUCAAUAAGUAUUUCAUCAAUACCAUCCAGUAAUGUAGAGAUUAAAUUCACCUUUGCACGAAGACUUGAAAGCCGUUGAUUGUAGUUGUUUGUUGCAUUUUAUCUUCAUGGUGACCAAUUUAGUUUUAUUUCACCACAAUUGAUCUUUUCUUCCUUUGUUUCUAAAGAUUGUAACACAGGUUAGGUUUAAAGUGAUAAUUUCAAAAUUAAUAAUCAUUUUAUACAACUCCAAACUUCUUUAAAAACACAAAAUGCUGGCAGAACUCAGCAGGCCAGACAGCAUCUAUGGGAGGAGGUAGUGACAACAUUUCAGGUCAAAACCCCUCAUCCUCCCAUAGAUGCUGUCUGGCCUGCUGAGCUCUGCCAGCAUUUUGUGUUUUUAUUUAUUUCCAGCAUCUGCAGAUUCACUCGUGUUGCCUCCAAACUUCUUUGUUGAUCGAAUCUUGCCUGUACUUUUUCUCUUUUUCUCUCUCUCUCUCUCUCUCUCUCUCUCUCUCUCUCUCUCUCUCUCUCUCUCUCUCUCUCUCUCUCUCUCUCUCUCACUCUCACUCUCACUCUCAC